AUGCCUUCCAACUCCAAUACUAGCACUGCUUAUCCACCUGAAACUUGUGAUACUCGCCUUUAUUUGAAAGAGCAUCCAUUCUUAGCGGCACUUCUCCCGAAAACAGGAGUUCUAUUCGAAUGUGAUGGUGAUGCACCCUCACCAUCGAAAGAUUACGGUCAAUUGCAAAUCAGUAUAGAUAAAAUUAUUCUUCGUUGGUGGAAAAUAACUCUUCGUAACAUUGAAGGUGCGAUUUAUCCGGGUGAAAUAAAAACUUCUUUUGAAGAUUUCUAUCACGAUGAACUUGCUCAACGAGAAAUAAGUCGAAUCUUCGGUCAGAAAACGCUCGAGUAUUGUUUAAAUCUCGUCUGUGGUCGAUUUGAUUGGCUCUCACGUUUACCAUUGGCUGUUCAAAUAAAAAUCUUUUCGUACCUUAAUCUCGACGAUAUUCCUCAAGUAUCUUUGGUAUCGAAAUUAUUUCGGACGAUUUGUCGACACAAUGAUCUUUGGAAGAUCUUCUACAUUCAUCAACAUGGUCGACAAACGUUAGAAAAUAAGAAUUUAUUACAAUUAGCUGAUAAACGCGGCUGGCGUCAUGUGUUCUUUACAAAUCGUUUGAAACUACAAAUUGAAUUGCGUCGAGAAGCUCAACUAGAACGGUAUCAUCCUGAAGAUCCAUCUGAUUUAGUCAAAGCUCGUGAACGACGAAAACAGCUACAGCCAAGUCCACCUGUGACACCUCGAGAGCAAACCAUCGUGCGACGACAUUCGUCACGAAAGGAACCCUUACCACUUCGAAUAGGAUCCGCACGAGCCGAUGUCGAUAGUCGAACUAGCUCACAGACAGAACAUUGA
Messenger RNA from Adineta ricciae, 834 nucleotides. The record is from the annotation of a GenBank genome assembly. NCBI's taxonomy places the organism in Eukaryota, Metazoa, Rotifera, Eurotatoria, Adinetida, Adinetidae.